Molecule: messenger RNA, 1312 nt
Organism: Ctenopharyngodon idella (grass carp)
Lineage: Eukaryota; Metazoa; Chordata; Actinopteri; Cypriniformes; Xenocyprididae
Product: vitelline membrane outer layer protein 1-like
Exons: 5
Coding region: 87-713 (208 amino acids)
Source: RefSeq, a predicted model, not a curated record
AUGGCUCAGAAGUUCAGUUUUUGGUUUAGAAGCCAAACAGAAUUAUUUUAAUCAUUAUUUUUAUCCAUCAGGUCACUGCUGUAGCAAUGCAUCACUUCAUUUCUUUUGCUUUUUCACUGCUAGCCAUUAUUGGGCUGCAUGUGAGCGUUCAGUCCACAGGAAGACGUUCUGAGCGAAGCAUCGAAAGACAUUUCGUUUCAUUGCUGACUGUGUCGAAUGGAAUGGAGUGGGGGUCGUGGGGUCAAAGGGAAUUUUGUCCAACUAGAACGUACGCCGCAGGGUUUAGUCUGAUGGUGGAAGAACGUCGUUUUUUGGACAACACAGCACUCAAUGGGAUUCGUCUUUACUGUGUCAGUCAGACCAAAGACUCGUCAGAGUCAAAUGAGGACACCUCCGUUCAGUCUGACGUAGGAAGCUGGGGUAAGUGGACAGAUAUCAAAUGGUGUCCUUCUGGAUUCUUGACAGCUUUCCAGCUGAGAGUCCAGCCUUCCAGAGAAUUUAAAGAUAAUACGGCCGCAAACAACAUCAGAUUCAACUGCAGUCAAGGUUCUUUGCUUCAGGGUGACGGCACAGACUGGGGUGAAUGGGGCGACUGGAGCGCAUUGUGUCAGGGAAGAGGGAUGUGUGGUAUCAGGACGCGGAUAGAAGAGCCACAGGGAUUCUUCGGAGAUGACACCGCUCUCAAUGACGUGCGAAUGUUCUGCUGUGAAUAAGGUGUAGGAGGAUGACAACAAGAACAGCAAAAAGACCAAAUGGAUUGUAAUAAUUGAUCAUCAUACUAUGAUAAGCUAACAUGAACCAUGUCAUACAACAGUUUUGUAAGGGAUAAUUCACAGUCAGCCGGUCAUUAUCACAAAACAAAGUUAAAAUUAGCUAAAUUAAUCUAAGGUUGACUGGAUAGAGAAAAGUCAGGCUGAAUGGCUGUUUCUUAACAGUGCGACACCUCGUGGUACCUUCACAGAGAGGCUCAAAAUCACUUUCCUGACAUUUUUUGCAUUCACUGUUCCUUGCUGGUGGAAUGAUCUUCCCAACCCCAUCUGGAACUCUGAAUCCCUGAAAAUAUUCAAGAAACAGCUGAAAACUUCAUUAAGCACUUAACUGUAUCCUACUGAAUAAAAAAUUAUUCUAUAUUCUUCACUUUUCCUUUAUCUCUCCCUGUUCUAACUUGUACUAUUCUUGAACAAUGACUGAAACUUUGUAUUACUGGAACUUCUCAUGUUUAUUCGCCUCUUCAAGAUGAAUCGCACAUUUGUAAGUCGCUUUGGAUAAAAGCAUCUGCUAAAUGAAUAAAUGUAAUCUGCUUUCAAAUUGA